This is a messenger RNA of Podarcis raffonei (Aeolian wall lizard), 2858 nucleotides long. RefSeq names its product haloacid dehalogenase like hydrolase domain containing 2 (gene HDHD2). Lineage: Eukaryota; Metazoa; Chordata; Lepidosauria; Squamata; Lacertidae. Bases 742 to 1521 code for a protein of 259 amino acids. The transcript has 6 exons. The record is from RefSeq and is a predicted model, not a curated record. Gene Ontology annotation, biological process: dephosphorylation. Gene Ontology annotation, molecular function: phosphatase activity.
UUGAGCAUGAUGCACCCAUGUGAAACAGCCCCACAGUUGCACAGAUAAAAGGCAUCUCUCUCCCCCAAUUUCCUCUGCUUUGGGGACAGUUUCUAAUAUGGGCACUUUGCAUUCCCUGAAGCAAGAUACGGGCAGCCUUCUGUCCAACACCUGCUGUGUUCAGAUUGGACUCUUGGGCUCUAUUGCUGGUCCUGUCGCAUCGCGUGGCUCUUCCUUCCCCAUCUGUGCAUCUGACGCUCCACCUACAGAAACAGAACAAUAUUCGGCUUGGAAUGCUUUGCAAAAUUCUUCCAAUGAAGGGAGGGGGGCACACGCCUAAUUGCUUUUUAAUUGUGUCAUGCUGCUGCGGUUGGCACCGCACCUCUGUUCCAUGCAGCAGGUAAAAAUAUAAAAACUCAAAAGACUUGAGAUAAGAUAGCCUGUAUUUUUUAAAUCCAAGCUGGACGUGCCGUUUCUCUCUGGUGCGAGUACGCUUGUGGAAUUUAAAAGUUGAAAAAGGUGGUUUCUGUGUGGGCAGCGAAUGGGAGAAAAUGCUUGUUCUAUCAAUUAUGUAUAUAUAUUUUUAAUGUUGCCUCUUACUUCCCUGUCCAAAGGGGCUCGUUGAACACGCUGGGUAAUGCUCUCUAAGCAUUACUAGGCUUGGCACAAAUGGAGCAUAUAACAGAGUGCCUUUUUAAUUGUCCAUUGUUAUCUAACUCUUUGGUUGUUUAAUCUUCCUUCCCUCUCCUGGCAAUGUGAAGGAUGGCAGCCCGGCGUGCGCUAAAGGCAGUCCUGGUGGAUCUCAGUGGAACGCUUCAUAUUGAAGACUCGGCUGUUCCAGGGGCCCAGGAAGCUCUUAAAAGGCUGCGCAGUGCUCCGGUUUCCAUCCGGUUUGUGACCAAUACGACAAAGGAGUGCAAGCGAGAUUUGCUGGAGAGGCUGAGGAAACUCGAGUUCGACAUCAAGGAAGAUGAGAUCUUCACGUCUCUGACGGCAGCCAGAAAUCUCUUGGAGCAGAAGCAAGUCAGGCCCCUGCUGCUUGUCGAAGACAACGCACUGCACGAUUUCAAAGGGAUCGAUACAAGCGAGCCUAAUGCUGUGGUGAUAGGGCUUGCUCCUGACCACUUCAAUUACCAAACGAUGAACAAUGCAUUUCGACUGAUCCUCGAUGGCGCUCCCCUCAUAGCUAUACACAAAGCCAGGUAUUACAAAAGGAAAGACGGGCUCGCUCUCGGCCCUGGACCUUUUGUCACGGGGCUGGAAUACGCAGCCGACGUGGAGGCCACCGUGGUGGGGAAGCCCGAGCAGACGUUCUUCCUGGAAGCCUUGCGUGGUGCCAGCUGCACGCCAGAGGAAGCCGUCAUGAUUGGGGACGACUGCAGGGAUGACGUGGGAGGCGCCCAGAACGCUGGGAUGCUGGGGAUACUGGUGAAGACGGGGAAAUACCGAGAGGGGGAUGAAGGCAAAAUUACUCCUCCUCCAUACUUAACUUGCGAGAGCUUUCCCCAUGCUGUAGAUCACAUCCUCCGACAUCUCCUAUGAAGAAGCCUGCAAGAGUUACACAUGGCCAUCACAUGCCAAAGGCUGAAUCAUCCGGUGGCAUCCUCAGCAGAGCCCAGACUUGCUUGGGGAGCUCUCGCUGGACGGCACCAAGCGAUCACAUUUGAAUGCUCUCCCCAGAAGGGUAGCUUCCUAUGCAUAGGAAUUACAGAGAAGAGUCGUAGCCUAGCCUUCACCCUGCCUGGCAUGCCAGUUUUCUUGUUCUUUUCACGGCAGGGAGAGCUCAAAUAGAUGUCCCCCUCCCCCCUCGUCUGCUGUCUAGCGUGGCACCUUCUGCACUUUUGCAGAAAGCAUAACUCAGUUAGUCCUGCGGCAUGACAUUUGAACGGAAAAGGAGAUAAACACUAAGCCCAAGCCUAGUUAAAAAACAGCGAGGCAUGAGUGGACUGGCCUCUCUCUUCCCUUCCUGUUCCACCCUCUUUCCCGCACUGAUGCCAUGAACAGGGGAAUUCUCAGGUGUUGUUUCUGAGCUCUGGGUGAUAAGUGUGUGUGUCAACAGAACAGUGCUGGUUAAUAACUGAGUUUGUAUGCUUGCCAGAGUCCAAAAGCAGCCAAGGUUCGCCGUUCACCUAAACAAAGUUUUUGAUCAAUCCAAACAUCACCAACCACAUUUAAACCACUUUAUGGUAACGUGUGUGGUGUGUUUUUUUUUAAAGCGACAUGGUAAACGGUACCACAAGCUAUCAUUUACUGGAAGUCUAAAUUGCAAAAUAUCAAGGGAUUAUGUUUAGGUUACUUACCAUGCCUAGCCACUUUCCUCCUCCUGAUCCAAUUAAGUACAGCCGGGCUGCAUCUUAAUUAGCGAUUCUUAAUUUAAAGCACUCCUACCAUUCAUAAUCAUAUUCAUGGCUGAACUUCUGCCAGCCCAUUAAUAGAGGCCAGGGUUGUUUUUCAAUUUUUAUGCACAAAUUAGAACUACCAGGGCUUUACAGAUGUUUUAAUUAGGUGGGGUUAUUAACAGGAAUGGCUUGGAAACAGAGAUCUGGCCCAUAAUGGCUUCUAUAGACCAUGAAUUUCUGAUGUUAGACUUCAAUGGGGGCCUAUUAAUUUGACAGUUGCAAGGUUUCAUUGGGUUGGGGGAGUCGCCCACCCUUUUCCUUACGGAGAGGGAAAAUCCUAGGGAAACCAUGGGGACAAAUUCCCCACUUUUUAUGGGGUUUUGUUAGUACAGCUGUAAAAUGAAAUUGCAAUUUGAAGCAAGUCCCAUCCUUCCCGCACCAUGUUAACAGCACCAAAAUGAGCUAACUUUUGUAAUGGCAGUAAAUGGCUUUUCUGGACCAUUUGCAAAACUAAGAAUGAAGCCCUUUUUGUUUAUUUUA